UUUAUAGCGUUGUACUUCAGCCGUGUUUUGCAAACUUUCAAAAGAAUCACGUCGCAGAAUACGAUCUGGGUGCUGAGGGUCCUUCUUACCGCCGGUAGAUGGCGCCACGUCCUUUCAUUCUCAUCGACGAGAUUAAACCCUGUUUAUCGCGUCAUCAUGAUAAAAAUGGCGGCGCCCAUAGCGAACUCGUGGAAGUCGUUCGCGAGACAUAAACACUAUUUAUUAUCAAGACUGAAAAAUGUGAAUUCCGGAUUUUACCCAAGGCUCGCCUCCUCCGAGAGCAGCGAACGGGGAUUUCUGUCUUUGUUAAACCAAAGGGGGGUUUUACAGGACAUUCUCCCCGAGUCUGGCCAGUUGUCUCUGUCUCAGCUCUUGCACUCGGGUGCACAGACUGUGUACUGCGGCUUCGAUCCCACGGCCGACAGCCUGCAUAUCGGGAACCUGCUACCCGUCAUCGCCCUAAUGCACUUCCGUAACGCCGGACAUAAUGUCGUAGCAGUCAUCGGCGAAGCCACUGCCCAGAUCGGGGAUCCUUGCGGCAAGACCGUGGAACGGGACCGGCUAUCAGUCGGUGCAGUGAAGGAGAACGCCAGGGCCGUCAGAAAUUGCCUGCAACGAUUAUUCAUUCAUCAUGAACUGUGUUUCUCAAGCGAGCCCCAGAAGCUUGGAUCGGUGACGGUGCUAAACAACACCAGCUGGUACCGCGGAUGGAGCGCCGUAUCUUUCCUGUCCGAGGUGGGGAGGCACUUCCGAAUGGGGGCGCUAUUAAGCGGACACGGCGUUCAGUCUCGACUGAAGAGUGCCGAGGGCCUGAAUCUGACUGAAUUCACGUACCAGCUCCUUCAAGCCUACGACUUCUAUCACCUACAUCAGCACCAGGACUGCAGGAUCCAGGCCGGGGGAGCAGACCAGCUCGGCAACAUCGCGUCGGGACAAGAAUUCGUUCAUAAGAUGACUGGGCAGGACGUGUACGGACUCACCGUGCCGCUGGUAGCCAGCAUUGCGGGGGACAAGCUGGGGAAGACAGCAGGAAACGCACUGUGGCUGGACCGGGAGCGGACGUCGCCCUUUGAGCUGUUCCAGCACUUCCUGAGGCAGCCUGACAGCUGUGUGGAGAGGUACCUGAGGUUGUUCACAUUCCUCUCCUUGGAGGAGGUGGGACACGUGAUAGAGGAGCAGAAGCAGGACCCCGGCAAACGGUCUGCGCAGCGGCGGCUGGCGGAAGAGGUGACCAGACUCGUCCACGGCGAAGACGGUGUGGAAAGCGCCCGGAGGUGCACGGACGCCCUCUACCAUGGCAGCCUGGAGGCGCUGCAGGAAAUGAGUGAUGUGGAGCUGCAGGAGCUAUUUAGAGAGGUGCCUGUCUGUGAGCUGGUGCUGGAGCCGGGAAUCACCGUGCUGGACGUCUGCAGGAAAGCGGGGGCUGUUCCCGAUGGGCCCCGUGGGUCCCGGAUGGUGAAGGAGGGGGCAGUGUGGCUGAACCACUGCCGGGUCGCCUGUCCGGAGCAGCUGCUCAGGCAGGACAGCCACAUCUUGACCAACGGGCUGACCUUGCUUAAGGUGGGCAAGAGGAACUUCUACAUGCUUAAAUGGUUGACCUCGUAACCCUUCUUCAAAUUCUCUGUAAGAGGCAUGAUGGACCAUGUGCUUCCAGACACCUGUGAUUCGCUGAACUACUUUUGGACAGUCAGCUGACUUUAUGGCUGAGGACAAUAUUGUAGUGUAUACCAAAUAUAUUUAAGGGUUAGUAUGGCACUGUAUGCCAUACUAAAUAAUACUAAAUAAUAAUACUAAAUGAUAAAAUAAAUAAAAACAGCAAAACCACAUCAUCAGUGAUGCCAGUUAAGGCAACGUUCGGGUAUGUUUGCACUGUAUUCCAGUUGAGCAGCCCAGUGCUGCCACACAAAGACUGAACACUGUAAAACCAGUGAUGACCAAAAUCAGGUGUGUUUUACAUUGUGAUAAAAUAACUAACUUCAGAUAUGCUCAGUUUGGAAGAAAACAGUGUGAAAAUCAGAAUACCUACAACCCCCCCCCCCCCCCCCCUCAAAAAAAAAAAAAUCAGGCUAAACAUCUGUGCCUUUUUCUCAGUUCCACUGUCAGUGCAGUUGACGUGUUUUGCCUUUAGAGGGCAGAGUGGCUCAGUGGGCAUCUCUGCUGUCCCCUAGUUUCUGUGUGUGGGGUGAUCCAGUGGGAUGAUCCAGUGGGGUGAUCCAGUGUCCUGUCCACGGUGUAGCCCAGUCUUCUGCCCUAUACUACAUGGUGUAGGCUCCAGACCAGUCUGUGACUCUAUCCAAAGUACGAUUGGAAGACUGAUGGAUGGAAUAAAUAUGUAAAUACGCAGUCAAAUUUCCGUGCUACUGUUGUAAAGGCUGCUAUUGAUGUCCCCCCUGAUGACUCUCUCUGAAAUUGAAUGUUUUCAGUCCUACCACUAGGUGUCAGGAUUGGCCUUCCUUCACUUGUCAGCUUUCUUCAGUUGUCGUUCAGUAUCUCAUUUUUAAAAAAUGGACUAUAUUAAUUUGACUGCAUAAAAUGUGUGUAAACAUUGUAUAAGAUGUGUAAUUCUUUAAAAUAGAAUUUAUCAUGGGGCAAAUGUA
Messenger RNA from Brienomyrus brachyistius, 2597 nucleotides. RefSeq names its product tyrosine--tRNA ligase, mitochondrial-like. Bases 157 to 1605 code for a protein of 482 amino acids. The record is from RefSeq and is a predicted model, not a curated record. Gene Ontology annotation, cellular component: cytosol; mitochondrion. The transcript has 5 exons. Gene Ontology annotation, molecular function: RNA binding; ATP binding; tyrosine-tRNA ligase activity. NCBI's taxonomy places the organism in Eukaryota, Metazoa, Chordata, Actinopteri, Osteoglossiformes, Mormyridae. Gene Ontology annotation, biological process: tyrosyl-tRNA aminoacylation.